AGAAAUUCAAUUUGGGCAUCAAACCCUCAUUAUCAUCAUCCCCUUUCUUUAUUCAAUUGUGACGGACACUGUAAAACUUACAAGAAGAAGAAGUAGUAAUCGUUUGAUUGAGUGAUUCUUGUAUUCUCUGCGUUGUUUUCGUCAUCUCCGAUUCCUUCCAGCGAGAUUUUCCAGUGAAUUAGAUUUGGCCAAUAUGACAGAAGAAUCGAAGAGUUUCUUGAAGAAUUUCUAUAUACCUGAUUACAUUCUUUUAUCUGAUCGUGAGAAAGAUACUGUUUUUGAAGCACCAGCAUGCCCAGUAUUGGUGUUCAUUAACUCUAAAAGUGGAGGUCAGCUUGGUGGGAAUCUUCUUGGUACAUAUCGAUCUCUUCUUAAUGAAAAUCAGGUCAUCGAUUUGCUUGAAGAGGCUCCUGAUAAUGUUUUACGGAGAGUGUAUUUCAACUUAGAAAAACUCAAGUCCAAUGGUGAUGAACUUGCCCCUCAGAUUGAGGAGAAAUUAAGAAUCAUAGUUGCUGGUGGAGAUGGCACAGCUGGCUGGCUGCUUGGAGUUGUUUCUGAUCUUAAAUUGUCUCAGCCACCACCGAUUGCUACAGUGCCCUUAGGAACUGGAAAUAACCUCCCUUUUGCAUUUGGUUGGGGAAAGAAGAAUCCCGGGACUGAUACUGAUUCUGUGUUGUCAUUUUUAAAUCGAGUAAUAAAGGCGAAAGAAAUGAAAAUAGACAGCUGGCACAUUCUAAUGAGAAUGAGGGCUCCAAAGCAAGGCGAUUGUGAUCCUCUUGGCCCCCUUGAUUUACCUCAUUCCUUGCAUGCCUUUCAACGUGUUUCUUCAACAGACACUCUCAAUGUUGAGGGUUUCCACACAUUUCGUGGAGGGUUCUGGAAUUACUUCAGCAUGGGCAUGGAUGCUCAAGUAUCUUAUGGUUUUCAUUCUGAACGGAAGGAGCAUCCUGAGAAAUUCAAGAAUCAGUUGAUAAACCAGAGUACUUAUGCCAAGCUUGGAUUCUCGGCUUCCCUUUCCAAUCCUUCAAAGAAUAUAGCUCAGCUGGGAAAGGUUAAGAUCAUGAAGAAUGGAAAAUGGGAAGAACUCCCAAUUCCUCCCAGUAUCCGGUCUAUAGUCUGUCUGAACUUGCCAAGCUUCUCAGGGGGGUUCAAUCCAUGGGGAACUCCAAAUCAGAAGAAAUCACGCUAUAGGGAUUUGACUCCACCAUAUGUAGAUGAUGGUCUUAUUGAGAUUGUUGGGUUCAGAAAUGCUUGGCAUGGACUCGUUUUGCUCGCUCCAAAAGGCCACGGAACUCGCCUCGCACAGGCGCGCAGAAUCAGAUUCGAGUUCAACAAGGGUGGGGCAGAUCACACAUUCAUGAGGAUAGACGGGGAACCAUGGAAACAACCCCUCCCAGUUGAUGAUGAUACAGUUAUAGUGGAGAUAUCUCAUCUUGGGCAAGUGAAAAUGCUAGCCACUCACGAGUCUAGAUCCAAAAGUGUGACAGAAUCUCCUUCAUCUCCCAGCCAUCAUGAACCUGAAACUGAACCUGACAGUGGCGAUGAAGAAGAAGGAUCGGUAGGAGAGGAGUGGAGAAAAUUCGGGGCGGCCGAAACAUUCAAAAUCCCAGAUGAAGUUGACAUUUCUCACCUCAGUUAGCCAAGUAAGUCAAAUCAUAAUAGACCCAUGAACUAUUUAUAGUAAAUUAUUGAAAAGAGAUUGAUUUCCCCAUUAGGAAUAUGUUGAAACCGAAUAUCUAUUUGUUAUUCUCUGAUCAAGAUUGUUGAAUUUCUCUUUAGAUGUAAUAAUAAUGGAGGGAGGAUCUUCUUCCUCCAUUAAUGAAAUAUAUUUUUCUUAAUAUAU
Impatiens glandulifera is the source of this 1843-nucleotide messenger RNA. RefSeq names its product diacylglycerol kinase 5-like. The record is from RefSeq and is a predicted model, not a curated record. Bases 194 to 1639 code for a protein of 481 amino acids. NCBI's taxonomy places the organism in Eukaryota, Viridiplantae, Streptophyta, Magnoliopsida, Ericales, Balsaminaceae. The transcript has 13 exons. Gene Ontology annotation, molecular function: ATP-dependent diacylglycerol kinase activity.